Molecule: messenger RNA, 840 nt
Organism: Ostreobium quekettii
Lineage: Eukaryota; Viridiplantae; Chlorophyta; Ulvophyceae; Bryopsidales; Ostreobiaceae
Source: the annotation of a GenBank genome assembly
AUGGGGCCGAUCGGCGCGCCGGCGGGCUAUGGCGCCGGCCGCGAUGUCGGCCUCGCCGGGAGGCCGCCGGGCCGCGGGGGCCUCCCUGGGCCGCCGCCCCGGUCGGUGACCUUCACGGAGGGGAAGCUGUUCCUGGGCGGCCUGGACAGCACCACGACGAAAGAGUCGCUGACGGCGUACUGUUCGAAAUGGGGAGAGAUAAGCGACGCUGUAGUCAUGGAAGGCAGAGGGUUUGGGUUUGUUACUUUUGAAGAUCCGAAGAACUCUCAGAACUUCUUGGAGCAUCGCAGCCACGUUAUUGAUGGCAAGAGCGUUGAGGCAAAGGCUGCUGUGCCCAAAGGCACUGGCGGGUCAAGCAACCUGACAAAGAAACUCUUCGUUGGGGGCACGGGGGAACUCACAGACGAUGAUUUCAGGGCGUAUUUUGGGCGUUUCGGGGAGAUCCAAGACGCCGUGAUCGUCAGGCGAUCAGAUGGUGCCUCCAGGGGCUUUGGCUUUGUUACAUUUGCGGAUGAGAUGUCCGUGGAGAAGUGCCUGGUGCUACAGCAUGACCUCAACGGCAGGAAGGUGGACCUGCGGCGUGCUGUUCCAAAGGAGCAGAUGCCGAAUCAGGGACCCUUUGGUAUGGCCAUGGGCAUGGCUGCGCUGAGGGGCGGCUACGGCCUGCCCAUGGUGGGAUAUGGUGGGAUGGGCAUGAGUGAGAUGCCAGCCAUGGGGGCGCACAUGGGAGGCUACCCAAUGGGGGCCUACCAAAUGGGCGGCAUGUCACCAUACCCCCAGGACUUCGACAUGAGGGGCAGACCGCAGGGUCCCAAGCCCAAUCGCUUCAGGCCUUACUAA